GACAAGUGAAAUUAAUAUUGUUCAGCGGAGGGUUAUAUAUUAAUUUUCAAACUAACUAAUGAAAACAAAUGGAAAAGCUUAUGAUAAGAGUUGAAAUUUAAUAAUUAAGAAAAACAAAAAAAGGUGUACAAAGAGACACAUGCUUUUUCCUCAUGCAUCUUGUUUUUAUACAACAAUAUAUAUAUUGACUCAUUCUCCGCUAGCUCUCUCAUCCCCAUCUUUCAGUUUGCUAGUUACAAUUAGAUUAACCUCACAUAUGCUCUAUUCUUACUUGAUUCUUGAGUUACUCUGAAAUCUCUUUGAUGAUGUCGAAAUCUAUGAGCAUAUCAGUGAACGGACAAUCUCAAGUGCCUCCUGGGUUUAGGUUUCAUCCAACCGAGGAAGAGCUGUUGCAGUAUUAUCUCCGGAAGAAAGUUAAUAGCAUCGAGAUUGAUCUUGAUGUCAUCCGCGACGUUGAUCUCAACAAGCUCGAGCCUUGGGAUAUUCAAGAGAUGUGUAAAAUAGGAACAACGCCACAAAACGACUGGUAUUUCUUUAGCCACAAGGACAAAAAAUAUCCGACGGGAACGAGAACUAACAGAGCCACUGCGGCCGGAUUUUGGAAAGCAACUGGCCGCGACAAGAUCAUAUAUAGCAAUGGCCGUAGGAUUGGGAUGAGAAAGACUCUUGUUUUCUACAAAGGCCGAGCUCCUCACGGCCAAAAAUCUGAUUGGAUCAUGCAUGAAUAUAGACUCGAUGACAACAUUAUCUCCCCUGAGGAUGUCACCGUUCAUGAGGUGGUGAAUAUUAUAGGGGAAGCAUCACAAGACGAAGGAUGGGUGGUGUGUCGUAUUUUCAAGAAGAAGAAUCUUCACAAAACCCUAAAUAGUCCAGUCGGAGGAGCUUCCCUGAGCGGCGGCGGAGACAUGGGGACGUCGUCUCAGAUCUUCAACGAGGAUACUCUCGAGCAAUUUCUUGAACUUAUGGGGCGAUCUUGUAAAGAAGAGCUAAAUCUUGACUCUUUCAUGAAACUCCCAAACCUCGAAAGCCCUAACAGUCAAACAAUCAACAACUGCCACGUAAGCUCUCCCGAUACUAAUCAUAAUAUCCACGUCAGCAACGUGGUCGACUCUAGCUUCGUUACUAGUUGGGCGGCUUUAGACCGCCUCGUGGCCUCGCAGCUUAACGGACCAACAUCAUAUUCAAUCGCAGCCGUCGAUGAAAGCCACGUGGAUCAAGAUCAUCUCGCCUUGCCUAGCCUGAACCGGUCCGCUUCGUACCACGCCGGUUUAACUCAGGAAUAUACACUGGAGAUGGAGCUCUGGAAUACGACGACGUCGUCUCUACCGUCAUCGCCUGGCCCAUUUUGUCACGUGUCGAAUGGUAGUGGAUAACGGAAAUGGAGGGAAAGAGAGAUAGACACACACUUAAGACAUUUCACAUUUGUGUAAAAAGAUAUAAUCAUACCAUAUAGUUGUUGAAACAUAAAAAAAGAAAGUCAGAUUUGUGAUAAUUACAGUGGUUAUGUGAAAUAUUGUAAAAUAGAUUAAUAUAAGAAUUUAAAAGAGGAGAAUAAAGAUCUCAAAAAGGAGAUAUUUCGUUAUUGUUGGGGAGAGCAUUAUAUUUCAUUACUCAAAAUGUCUUCCAUUUAAUUU
Arabidopsis lyrata subsp. lyrata is the source of this 1634-nucleotide messenger RNA. Its product is annotated as NAC domain-containing protein 43. Bases 303 to 1373 code for a protein of 356 amino acids. Gene Ontology annotation, biological process: regulation of DNA-templated transcription. The record is from RefSeq and is a predicted model, not a curated record. NCBI's taxonomy places the organism in Eukaryota, Viridiplantae, Streptophyta, Magnoliopsida, Brassicales, Brassicaceae. Gene Ontology annotation, molecular function: DNA binding. The transcript has 3 exons.